This is a messenger RNA of Empidonax traillii (willow flycatcher), 2036 nucleotides long. RefSeq names its product prion protein (gene PRNP). The transcript has 2 exons. NCBI's taxonomy places the organism in Eukaryota, Metazoa, Chordata, Aves, Passeriformes, Tyrannidae. Gene Ontology annotation, cellular component: membrane. The record is from RefSeq and is a predicted model, not a curated record. Gene Ontology annotation, biological process: protein homooligomerization. Bases 120 to 905 code for a protein of 261 amino acids.
GCAGGGCUGGGCUGCGCAGAGCCGGCUCCUCCCUCUCGCUAUUUAUUCCUCCCCGGAGCUGCCGGGGCUGAAUCACCUCGAGCCGAGCAGGGAAGGAGCUGCCAGCCGGUCCCACAGCCAUGGCCAGGCUCCUGCUCACCUGCUCCCUGGUGGUCCUGCUCCUCGGCAUCUGCACCGACGUCGCCUUCUCCAAGAAGGGCAAAGGCAAACCCGGCGGGGGCGGGUGGGGCACGGGGAGCCACCGCCAGCCCAGCUACCCCCGCCAGCCCGGCUACCCCCAACACCAGGGCUACCCCCAUAACCCGGGCUACCCCCACAACCCCGGCUACCCACACAACCCGGGCUACCCCCACAACCCCGGCUACCCGGGCUGGGGCCAGGGCUACAACCCCUCCAGCGGGGGCACCUACCACAACCAGAAGCCGUGGAAAGCUCCCAAAUCCAAGACCAACCUCAAGCACGUGGCGGGGGCGGCGGCGGCGGGCGCCGUGGUGGGGGGGCUGGGGGGCUACGCCAUGGGCAGGGCCAUGUCGGGGAUGCACUACCGCUUCGACAGCCCCGACGAGUACCGCUGGUGGAACGAGAACGCCGGGCGCUACCCCAACCAGGUGUACUACCGCCAGUACGACGGCUACGUCCCGCAGGACGUCUUCGUGGCCGACUGCUUCAACAUCACCGUCACCGAGCACAGCAUCGGCCCCGCCGCCAAGAAGAACGCCUCGGACGCCGGGCAGGCCGUCAACCAGACGGAGGUGGAGCUGGAGAACAAGGUGGUGACCAAGGUGAUCCGGGAGAUGUGCGUCCAGCAGUACCGCGAGUACCGCCUGGCCAACGGCAUCCGGCUGCACCUCGCCGACGCCUCGCUCGCCGCCCUCCUGCUCCUCGUCCUCUUCGCCAUGCACUGAGGGGGCCCGGGAUCCCACGGCUUUGAGGUGUCACCCGUGUCCCCGUGGGGACCCCCCCCGACCUCCCCGUUCUUGCUUGCGGUCGUCGUUGGUGAAGAGCCCUUGGGGCGCGCGGGCGCCGGCGCUCCCCGUCACCUCCUUGGGGUUCCCUUCCAUCAGCUCCUUGGGGUUCUCUUCCAUCAGCUCCUUGGGGUUCUCUUCCAUCAGCUCCUUGGGGUUCCCCUCCAUCAGUUCCUUGGGGUUUACCCCCACCACCUCCUUGGGGUUUAUCCCCAUCACUUCCUUGGGGUUCCCCUCCACCACCUCCUUGGGGUUUACCCCUAUCAGCUCCUUGGGGUUUACCCCUAUCACUUCCUUGGGGUUGUCUCUGGUUCAGGCAACUGGAUGAAAGUUUCCUUCUCCACUCCAAACGCGUCCCCAGCGAGGCAGGACAGCUGGAUGUACCCCAAAAAAAAACAUGGCCUUCACCACCUCCUCCUCCUCCUCGGGGGCCACCCCGAGAGGGACCAGGCAGAGGGGAGCUCUCCUUGGCAUCUCCAAAAUGCAAGAGCAUCUCCAAAAAUGCCCUUUGCUAACGAGCAGGGUUUUAUUUAACCCCCUUAGUCCCGCUGCCACCCCUUUCCCCCGGGGCACCCAAGCACCUCUAUCCCCCAGGGUAGGGGCAGACAUGGGGUUUCCAGGCAACAAGCUGCCAGGUUGCAAUUUUAACCCUUUAAUCCUAAAAAAUCCCACCCUUCCCCAUGUAUAUACGGACUUGCCCCUCCACUCCUCUGCAUGCUGCAAAACCCUCCUGCAGCAACACACCAAAACAAAGUCAGAUUUUAUUCCCCUCCCCCCUCGAUGAGGCUGAAGCGCUGGUCGGUCUUUCCCAGCCUACCAAAGGCAAAAAAUGCUGCUGAAUGCCCCAAAAUACCCCCCCAAAACGCUGUAUUACAGCCCGAGGAGAAGCUAUUUUGGAUGCUACAGGCAACAAGUUCACUCUCAUCCUCCAGCACCUUGACCUAGAGGAAGUCAAAAUGCAGCCAAAAAGGAUGCUCGGGGCGGGUCAAGCACUUCGCGAGAGACGUAAAUCAGCUGAAUCACAGAGUUACAGCACCAGGAAAAACACGCCUGGGAUGGGAGAUGCUUCAU